GCCACCAGCCUUUGACUGAUGGGCACAUAAGACUGCAGCUCUGAUGGCUGGGUGUUUGUGAUCCCAUGAAAUCUGGGGUUGCAUUCCUGUUCCUUCAGCUAUCGGCCUUGGGGAGAGCCUCAGUUUUCUCAUUUGAAAAUGAGGACGAUUGUCCUCUGCUCCUCUCUGUUCCACAGACAGCUGCGUCUUCGUGUGCGGCAUCAGCCUUGUUCCGUAGAUGAGAUGGUGAAGGUUAGGUGUGAAUGGAUUUGGCCGUAUUGGGUGCCUGGUUACCAGGGCUGCCUUCUGCUCUGCACUUGGCAAAGUGGAGAUUGUUGCCAUCAACAACCCUUCAUUGACCUAAACUACAUGGUCUGUAUGUUCCAGUAUGACUCUACUCAUGGCAAAUUCAACAGCACAGUCAUGACUGAGGAUGGGAAGCUUGUCAUCAACGGGAAGCCCGUCACUAUCUUCCAGAGCGAGAUCCCGCUAACAUCCAAUGGGGUGACGCUGGUGCUGAGUAUGUCAUGGAGUCUACUGGCAUCUGCACCACCAUGGAGAAGUCCAGGUCACACUUGAAGGGUGGGGCCAAAAGGAUCAUCAUCUCUACCCUUCUGACAAUGCCCCCAUGUUGAUGUUGGGUGUGAACCAUGAAAAAUACAACAACGCAAGAUUGUCAGCAAUGCAUUCUGCACUACCAACUGCCUAGGUCCCCUGGCAAGGUCAUCCAUAACAACUUUGUCAUUGUGGAAGGGCUCAUGACUGUGGAUGACCCCUCUGGAAAGUUGUGGGGUGAUGGCCGUGGGGAUGCCCAGAACAUCAUUGCUGCAUCCACUGGUGCUGCCAAGGCUGUGGGCAAGGUCAUCCCAGAGCUGAAUGGGAAGCUCACUGGCAUGGCCUUCCAUGGUCCUACUCCCAAUGUAUCUGUUGUGUAUCUGACAUGCCACCUGGAGAAACCUGCCAAGUAUAAUGACGUCAAGAAGAUGGUGAAGCAGGCAUUCGAGGGUUCACUAAAGGGCAUCCUGGGCUACACUGAGGACCAGGUUGUCUCCUGUGACUUCAACAGCAACUCCUACUCUUCCACCUUUGAUGCUGGGGCUGGCAUUGCUCUCAAUGACAACUUUGUAAAGCUCAUUUCCUGGUAUGACAAUGAAUAUGGCUACAGUAACAGAGUGGUGGACCUUAUGGCCUACAUGGUCUCCAAGGAGUAAGAAACCCUGGACCACCCACCCCAACAAAGACACUGAACAAGAUAGAGGCCUUCAGUUGCUGAGGAGUCCCUGUCCCAACUCGGCCCCCAACACUGAGCAUUUCCCUCACAAUUUCCAACCCAAACCCCUAUAAUAACAAGAGAGGCCUAGGGAG
This is a messenger RNA of Rattus norvegicus (Norway rat), 1344 nucleotides long. NCBI's taxonomy places the organism in Eukaryota, Metazoa, Chordata, Mammalia, Rodentia, Muridae. The record is from RefSeq and is a predicted model, not a curated record.